AUGGACUAAGUUUACUUUGUUUUCAAUUAAUUCAUAUUGAAUUUCAAGAACUAUUUAGGUGAUAAAAAGGCAUAAUGUUUUUAAGUAUUGCCACAAAGCAAUGAUGAAAUCAGCAAUAGUAAUAAUUCCAACGCUAUCGCAGAUCCAAGCAGUCAGGUAAGUAUGACCAAAAAGUAAAGGCAUGAAUUGCAAAAAUCUCUCCACGAAAUAGCUAGGGAUUGUGAAAGAUAAGUGUUGCAUCACUCAGGUCUAGAUAUUUCUAAGGAUUUAGAAUCAUUUGAUGUAACAUUGAAAAAUGAAGACGAUGAUGAAUAAUGGAUUCAUACUCUUGCCUGUGGUAAAGACCCCUAAAAACCUAAGUUAGUAUUAGUGCAUGGAUUUGCUGCAAGCAGCCUUAGCUAUUACAAAAUGCUUAUGCCACUUUCUUAGAAAUAUGAAGUUUAUGCAAUUGAUUUACCAGGCAUGGGACUUUCUUCUAAACCUGAAUGGAAUUUUUAAGGACCUGAGCCUGUUAUAAACUUUUUCGUUGACAGCAUCGAAUAAUGGAGGACAAAGAUGAAUAUAGAAAAGUUUACUCUUGUCGGACACAGUCUUGGAGGGUAUAUCAGCGGUAACUAUGCACUAGCUCACCCUGAUAGAUUGGAUAAAGUUGUCUUACUUUCUUCUGCAGGUGUAACAAAAUAAACCGAUGAAGAUAUUAGAAGACACAUGGAAACAAGCCCUCUGCACUACAAGCUUUGGUUUAAAGUUUUUGACUACAUUUGGACUAAUUAAUUAACCUUUAACAAAUUGUACUCAGAAACAAAAAUUUUACCAGCAGAACUUAUCAUGAGGUAGUAUAUGAAGAUGUUGAAACUACCUUCAGAAGAGUAUGAAUCUUGGUCUUAAUACAUGGACAAAAUGCUCAAGCUACCUGAAAGUGGAGAGAAAGCAGUCUUUAACAUGCUUUAGUUCCCUCGUUGCAAUGCUUUUUUACCUUUAGAAUAGCUAUUCCCAGGAAGACUAAAAGUGCCUGUUCAUUUCUGCUAUGGAGGCUAGCUUGAUUGGAUGUGCAGUGAUGGAGCUAAAAAGCUAAUUCAAAAUAAACAGGUAGAAGGUACUUAUACUCAAUUCGAUCACUUUGAUCAUUAAUUUACCUUCUUUAAUCCAUAAGAAACAGCUUAGUAUAUAUUAAAUCUUUGA
Molecule: messenger RNA, 1182 nt
Organism: Tetrahymena thermophila SB210
Lineage: Eukaryota; Ciliophora; Oligohymenophorea; Hymenostomatida; Tetrahymenidae
Product: alpha/beta fold hydrolase
Exons: 3
Source: RefSeq, a predicted model, not a curated record